Molecule: messenger RNA, 207 nt
Organism: Knipowitschia caucasica
Lineage: Eukaryota; Metazoa; Chordata; Actinopteri; Gobiiformes; Gobiidae
Source: the annotation of a GenBank genome assembly
AUGUCGUCCAAAAGCAGCUUGGCUCAGGCUCGACGCACAGUGCAGCAGCUCCGGAUCGAGGCCAGGAUCGACCGAAUAAAGGUUUCCAAAGCGUCGUCUGACCUCAUGCGUUACUGCAGUGAACACGCCAAAUAUGACGCUCUGCUCAUGGGGGUCCCCGCUUCAGAGAACCCCUUCAAAGACAAGAAACCCUGCAUCCUCCUAUAG